UCAAUGCACCUUGUGAAGGCGGCGCGGUCAUUUGAACAGAGGCGGUGCGUCAAGAAGUUGGGCUCUGCUGAACUUUAUGCAAAUGAAAGCGAUCAACCAAAUAAGCUGAACUUUCUGACUGCUCAACUGGAAACAUAUAAAAACCAAAUGCAAAAGAUACAAGAAGAUCACAAAGAUCAACAAAAUAAGCUGAACAUUCUGACUGCUCAACUGGAAACAUAUAAAAACCAAAUGCAAAAGAUACAAGAAGAUCACAAAGAGGUGGCCUUCAGUGCAGCUCUUCAGCCUUCAUCAUGGGGUAAUAGUGGUUAUGGGAAAAUGGGACCUUUUGGCACGGAUAUCACCUUGGCACAUGGAAAGAUUCUCACUAAUGUUGGAGGUGCCUAUUCAAACAAAGGUGUGUUCACUGCUCCAGUGAAAGGAGUCUACUUUUUUACCUUCACCACCUACAGCUGGGCGGCAGAGGCAGACAUUGGUGUCAAACUGAUGAAGAAUAAUGAAGAAGUUUUGCUGGUUUGGGAGACGCAGGACAAAGGUGACAAUGAGGACUAUGCCUCCAACUCAGUACUACUGGAGCUAGAGGUGGGGGACAAGGUGUACAUGCGUCUCCCCAAAGGAUACCAGGUUGCAGCCAGCAAAUACUCCAAUAUUCAUACUUUCAGUGGAUUUUUACUCUACUCCAGGGCCCGUAUUCACAAAGAAUUUUAAGGCUAAAAGUAGCUCCUAACUGGCGAAUUUAGGAGAAAGUCUUACAAAUAAUGGGCGUGUUACUCGUAACUUUAGGACCCCUAACUUUUUUCACUAAGAGUAAUUCACGAAGCAUCUUAACCCUAAAAGUAGCACCUAAGUCUGGGACAGAUCAAAAAGAGUUGAGAGACUCCUAAGACCUAUUCUCAAACAAUCCUAGCCGCUAUUAGUGGCAUUUCAUGUCACAUGCAGUUACAGGAGCUCUCAUUGUGCAUUGCAACGAAGGGAUGCAAUAACGCCACCAAUAACCAAAACCAACAUUGCAUGUAAACUAAAUGUAACUCAAUGUAAAUGUCACUUCAAUCAAGCUAGUCACUUCAAACAAGCUUGUGCAUGAGUAAUGACAUCAACCAUAGCACCAGAGCUCUUAUCUUUUCCCUUCGGAUACUAAGAGUAGGUCUGAGAGACUUUUUGAAUAACUUUUAGGAGAAAACUCCUACCUAAAAUCUCUUUGUGCGAUUUAGGAGUACUCUUAGUGGUAAGAUAAAAUGCUUUCUGAAUACGGGCCCAGAUCAAUUCAGAAGACCAUUUGAUGGAUACAAAGCAGAUUAUUUACUGUAAGAGAGGGAAAGUUUCUAAAUAAUUGAGAUUAUAGUCAAUAAAGUAUUGCAUUCUUGUUAGUUUUCCAUCUCAGCAUUUUGUGUUGCCAUGAAAACCGAUUGUCUGUUUUUAAAGAAGCAUGUACAUAAUGAGGAUUUCUUACUUAUAGGAUGACCUUUCUUUACCUUACUUUGGGUUGGUUUAUGAACAGCAAUACCAAGAGCGACCCCCCACCACUCAGUGGCAAUCAAUGGUUGCCUGU
Sardina pilchardus (European sardine) is the source of this 1549-nucleotide messenger RNA. RefSeq names its product cerebellin-3-like. NCBI's taxonomy places the organism in Eukaryota, Metazoa, Chordata, Actinopteri, Clupeiformes, Clupeidae. The transcript is spliced from 5 exons. The coding region runs from base 4 to 708 and encodes 234 amino acids. Gene Ontology annotation, molecular function: protein binding. The record is from RefSeq and is a predicted model, not a curated record.